AUGCCUGCAAAGAAUAUGCUCGGAAUUAUUGGACUUGAAUAUCAGCUUCCCUCUCUCUACAUCAAUCAGGAAGAGGUUGCCAACAACAUUGAUUUUGAGGUUGAUAAGAUAAAAAUAGGAUUAGGACUAGAGCAGAUGGGAGUCCCAUCUAGAAGAGAAGAUGCCAUUUCGCUUGCACUGAAUGCCGUAAGUAGGCUGAUAAAAAAGUACAAGAUCAAUCCUCUAGACGUUGGGAGGUUGGAGGUUGGCACGGAAAGCAAUCCUGACGGAUCCAAAUCCAUUAAGUCGUAUCUCACGGAUCUGUUUCCAGGAAAUACUUCCAUAUGUGGCUGUGACAGCGUGCAUGCUUGCUACAGCGGAACAAAUGCAUUGCUGAAUGCGGUUGCAUGGAUGGAAUCGCCUUUGUGGGACGGAAGACUGGCGAUUGUUGUUGCCACUGAUGUAGCAAUGUAUAAAGACAAGAACUGCCAGCCAACUGGCGGGGCCGGUGCAGUUGCGAUUCUGCUGGGCCCAAACUGCAUCUACAGAAUUGUUCCAUCGAGCAUCAUCCAUUACUUUACAAACCAGUUUGACUUUAUGAAGCCCAAGGGCCUCCAUCCAUUCCCGAUUGUCAAAGGAAAAGAGUCAAUAGAAAACUACAGGACUGCAUUUGAAGUAUGCUAUGAGGAAUUCAAGAAGAAAGUAGGUGGCAUGGAGACAUUUGAUUAUAUUGCACUCCAUUCUCCAUAUACAAGGCUUCCAGAAAAGAUAUGUGUCGCAAACCACAUAGACAGAAAGAAGUUUUUAAAGUCUUUAGAAGCAUCGAGGAAAAACGGGAAUGCAUACUCAGCCUCUUUAUAUCUGUCGCUGAUCUCUCUGCUUGAUGGGCAUGAUGGGGAAAUUGGAGAGAAAAUCCUUCUAUUCUCAUAUGGAUCUGGGACAUCCAGCUCGAUGUUUUGUCUGGAAAGGGUUUCAAAAGGGUGCAUGGUCACCGGAUUUAAAGAAAGGCUGUCUGAAAGAAAAAAGAUAUCGUACCAGGAGUUUAUAAAGCUUGUCGAGGAUCCUGUGCCACAGGACAACUACGAGCCCCAAGAGAAAGUAUAUUCUCCUGGAUACUAUCUAAAGAGGAUAGACUCUUUUGGAAGAUAUUAUGAGUGCUUAACGGAAUAA
Encephalitozoon hellem ATCC 50504 is the source of this 1149-nucleotide messenger RNA. Its product is annotated as 3-hydroxy-3-methylglutaryl CoA synthase. Gene Ontology annotation, molecular function: hydroxymethylglutaryl-CoA synthase activity. The record is from RefSeq and is a predicted model, not a curated record. The coding region runs from base 1 to 1149 and encodes 382 amino acids. NCBI's taxonomy places the organism in Eukaryota, Fungi, Microsporidia, Unikaryonidae. The transcript has a single exon. Gene Ontology annotation, biological process: acetyl-CoA metabolic process.